UUCUACCACAGUGCCCAAGUUUUACACUUAUCUACUUUAUCUACUCUGGAAUGGAGUUUCUUCUCUCGCCUACUCUACAUGAUGGUGUUCGUACAACUAGUUUUGCUACGUUAUGUAUCCAUCUGGUUGAUAGCUGAGGGUUCAUGUGUUCUACUUGGUCUUGGAUGCACUGGCUUUGUCCAUAUUCAAUGCAAAGGGCUUGAUCAAUUGCCUGACUUAAAAACAAACAAGGAUACUGAGACAUUUAGUCGUGAUGGUCCUGUAUUAAAACGUCGUGAUUCCGCUGUGGAAUGGUCUGUGGCGGAUAAUCGUAUCAAGUCUUUGGCUGAUUUAUAUGAUCCAAAACAAGUUGAAGUAUAUGAAGCUCAGCAUACUGCCUGUGCAAAUAUUUCGUUGACACGAUACUCUUUUGCAACCAAUACUGAUGAUCUUGUCGCUGGGCUUAAUAUCAAUACUAACAAAUGGGUUCUAGAAUAUGUCUAUAAACGUCUACGUUUCCUGGGCAAUAAAAAUCUAUCUCAAUUGGUGACAUUACUAUUUUUGGCGAUUUGGCAUGGUACACACAGUGGAUAUUAUAUCAAUUUUGGAGUAGAACUCUUAGUUGUUAUAGUUGAAAAAGAUUUUUUGUCUAGACUGAAGAAAUCAAAGUAUAAUCAUUUCUUCUAUGAAAGUAUUCCUGGACGUGUAAUCAGUAGUGUUUGUGGUAAACUGCAUAUAUGCUUCCUAUUGGCUACUCCACUUGUAGCAUUCUCUCUGUUACAAUUCCAUUUAUGGUUUCCUGUUCUCAAAUCCGUCUACUUCAUUGGAUUCUGGUAUAUGUUUUGGCCAUUCAUCAGAUCUGGAGUGAAAAUCCUAUUACAGUCUCCAGCAUAUAAAUCUCACCUACAACAACAUCCAUCUAAAAUAUCAAUGAUUAAUGGUAAUCUUGAAGUCAGUUUAUCAUCAUUAAAAAAACAAUGAUUAUGAUAGAAAUGAUAUUACCAUGUAUUCAUGUGUAGUGUUUACCUCACCAUCAUGUUUGUGUACAACUCUUUAUGUGCGUAUGCGUGUGGGUGGGUGGGUGUAUGUGAUAAUUUUGGAGACAAAGAAUAACAAACUAC
Messenger RNA from Heterobilharzia americana, 1100 nucleotides. The record is from the annotation of a GenBank genome assembly. Lineage: Eukaryota; Metazoa; Platyhelminthes; Trematoda; Strigeidida; Schistosomatidae.